Molecule: messenger RNA, 570 nt
Organism: Necator americanus (New World hookworm)
Lineage: Eukaryota; Metazoa; Nematoda; Chromadorea; Rhabditida; Ancylostomatidae
Exons: 5
Coding region: 1-570 (189 amino acids)
Biological process (GO): regulation of GTPase activity; endoplasmic reticulum to Golgi vesicle-mediated transport
Cellular component (GO): trans-Golgi network; TRAPP complex; cis-Golgi network
Source: RefSeq, a predicted model, not a curated record
AUGACGCAGACUUCAUAUCCAUUCGAUCUUCUCCAUGCUGAGAUAAUAAACUAUGCAAAGGAGAGCGAGGAACGUCGAAACGCUGCUAAACAGGAAUGGAAACAGGUAGCGGACACUUGCGUGGAUGUUACGGAGCUCGACAAGUAUGACUCUCUUGUACAGCUGGCUUUCGCUCACAAUUCCUAUGUGACUCAGUUGGAAUCCAUGGGUUAUAGAGUAGGAUACGUGAUGGCCGAAAGGGUAUCGAAGGAGGCACCAAAGCUACUUACAGAAUUGGAGGUUGUGAAGUUCAUCUGUAAAGAAUUUUGGUCCGCAGUGUUCGGAAAGCAAGUGGAUAAUUUGAGAACAAAUCACCAGGGAGUUUAUGUUGUGCAAGACAACAAAUUUUGCACGCUGAGACCUUUGGCGGAAGGGCAACAAUUUGUUCGUGAAGCUGGCGCACUUGUUGCAUUCCCAUGUGGUGCCGUUCGAGGUGCUUUGGCAAAUCUCAAUGUGAAUGCGGAGGUUACGGCUACUGUAGAAACACUUCCUGUAGUUAAAUUCAAUAUUCACAUAGUGCAAAGGACUUAG